GAGCCGAUUGCAGUAUCAUGUGCAGGAGGAACUCAGGGAGAUAUCCUGAUAUUUAUACACAGACAUACUGAUAUUCUAUAUACAUAUUGCAGGUAGCUAUAGUUUUACAAACACAUUAGAGUACCAGAUUUAUUCUAUCACUGCAGUAAUACAGAUUACCUUUAGUUACCACAUUGCACAUUAUAUACACAGACAUUGCUGCAGCCUAAGGAGGUGAGUGUGACAGUGACCUGCUUUAUUUGCUUUGUAUAAUAAUGUAACAAGUAGUGAUUGUAACAUGGACCCAAGACAAGUUAAAUGGAAGUUAUGUUUGUAUGUAUUUGUGUUACAGUGUAGAUGUGUGAGUCACCUGGAAAGUGUAUCAGUAUACCUGUAGGUGUCUGCGUGUACAAAACUGUUAGUAUAUUAGUGUAUUAGCUGUGAGUGGGCUAUAUAGUUUAGUGUGUCUGAUGCCAGUGAGUGUGACAGUUACAAGCUGCACAUUGUACUUUGAUUAUUCUUUAAUAGAUUAGCUUUAUUGCUAUCUACAGUAUUACUCUUUAUAUACACCAUAUCUAUAGAUAUUCAUGUAGUCAUGCAACCUUAUUUACACAAUCACACACCUUUAUAUAAUAUGUGUAUUUCAGUAAAUCUGUACAUAUAGAACUUCACAUGACCCUGCAGUUAGCUAAGGAAAGUAUUUCUGCUAUAGACUAUAGAGAAAAAUAAUUCCCACCUAGUUUACUACCACCCAAUUCCUGGAUCUUUACAAAUGUUUAAAGAACUCUCCACUUGGAUAUAACCAUAAUGGCACUGUGAUAUAUAUAUGGUGAUCUUGAGCCUUAAGGACAGUCCUGGAGGUGACAAAUGACAUGAAAAUGGUCAUAUAGGAGCAUCACCUUGGUUGUCAGAGGGAAGGAAUAUUGGCGCUGUGUGUUAAAUUUAUACAAUAAACUGACACCCCAGAAGAUUUACCAGUUUUCCCUGCAGCAUUGUGGAUACUCUGGAUACUGUUUUGGGUUAGGGGAAUUGGCACAUCCUCAGUAUGUCUGCUGAAAAGAGGCUUAAAGAUCUAGAGGACAUGGUUCUAAGGGGCCCUCAGGGGCCAGGGACUGGGGCCCUCAGUGUGGAGACUCUCCUAGACGUCCUGAUUUGCCUCUGCCAAGAAUGCAAUGCAGCACCUUUCCGUCGGGACAAGAAUGUGACUGAAUUCCUGGCCUGGGCUGAGCCAUUUACUACGAAAGUCAAACAAAUGAGGUUGAAACGAGAAGACUUUGAGAUUGUAAAAGUUAUCGGCAGAGGAGCAUUCGGAGAGGUAGCUGUUGUUAAACUGAAGGGCAGUGGUAAAGUUUUUGCCAUGAAAAUACUACAUAAGUGGGAGAUGUUAAAACGGGCAGAGACUGCUUGUUUUCGUGAAGAAAGAGAUGUUCUGGUGAAAGGAGAUACCCAGUGGAUUCCCAAUCUGCAUUAUGCGUUUCAUGACGAUAACUACUUGUACUUAGUAAUGGAUUACUAUGUUGGAGGAGAUCUGCUGACCCUGCUUAGUAAGUUUGAAGACCGGUUACCAGAGGAUAUGGCUCGAUUUUAUCUGGCUGAGAUGGUGUUAGCCAUUGAUUCUAUACAUCAGCUGCAUUAUGUGCACAGAGAUAUAAAGCCCGAUAACGUCCUUAUUGAUCUGAACGGGCACAUCCGACUUGCUGAUUUUGGUUCAUGUCUAAAAAUGAGGGCAGAUGGCAUGGUGGAAUCCUCAGUCGCCGUCGGUACCCCUGAUUACAUUUCCCCUGAAAUCCUACAGGCCAUGGAGGAUGGCAAAGGGCGUUAUGGAACGGAAUGUGACUGGUGGUCUCUUGGUGUCUCUAUGUAUGAACUUCUUUUUGGCGAGACGCCUUUCUACGCGGAGUCUCUGGUUGAGACAUAUGGGAAAAUCAUGAACCAUGAGGAACACUUGCAGUUCCCAUCUGAUAUUACAGACGUAUCCGACAGUGCAAAGGACAUGAUACAGCGCCUUAUAUGCAGGCAGGAAAAACGCCUCGGGAGAGGAGGUAUCAGCGAUUUCAAGAAGCAUCCGUUCUUCAAAGGAAUAGAGUGGGAUAACAUUCGGAGGAUGGUUCCGCCUUAUAUCCCUGAGGUAGACAGCCCACUGGACACAUCCAAUUUUGAUGUGGAUGAUGAAUCACUCAAACAUUCGGAAACAUUACCUCCGAGUAAUCACAAUGGCUUCUCAGCACAUCUUUUACCCUUUGUCGGAUUUACGUUUACCUCAGAUUGCGUUCUGUCUGAUAGUGGGUGUCUGAUCAGUUGUAUGCUCAGCAACGGUACGGGAACGUUGGAGAAGAGAAUGCCACAUUUGGGACAAGAACGAGAGAUACAUCAAGAUUCUUUACAAAAAUCUGUUUCCCUGAGUUUAAACUCUGAAAUUCCAGCCAAAGACCAUGAAAUACGGAGCUUAAAAAAAGAGAUGGAAAUUCUACAAAAGAAGCUAUCCGAGAAAGCUACAGAACUAGAAGCCACCUCUGGAAAUCGUUCUCUAGAGAAACAAAUCAAAUCUCUUACACGGGACAAAGAGGAAUAUACAAAGGAGAUAUCUCGAGUGACAGAUCAGCUAAAGGCGCAAGAGGAGGAGCUGCGGAUAACUCUGGAGAAACGGAAAAAAGCAGAGGCGGAGCUAAGAGAUGUGCAGGAGAAGUGUGAGGGGGUGAGCGCCCAGGCUUCCCGACUAUCCCGGCGCCUGAAAGACAAGGAAGAGGAGGUAGAAGCAGCUACUGAGAAAGUCAGAGGCCUGAGGAAGGAGCUGCACAGAGCUGAGUGUGAGAGAAGAGAGGCCGAGUCACAAGUAGAGGAACUGUCUUCAGAGCUAGAGAGACAGAAGAAGCUGCGUGAGAGGAGUGAGGGACAAGCAGCUCAAGCUAUGGAAGAACUUGAGAUACUGAAGUCCCAGCCUAGUAUCAUGUCUCCAUUGAUCAGUGGCUCGUUUCACAGCUCUGAGAUGAGCCAACUGCGGAAUGAGCUGGAGAGAAAGAGUCUGCAACUGGAGGGAGAGCUUGCACGUCUCAGGGAGGAGCUAACCUAUAGGGAGGCGGAGCAUGUCAGCGAGACAAAAUUACUGCGGCGGGAGCUUGGAGAUAGAGAGGCAGAGCUUUUAUCACUUAAACAUGAGAUGGAGUCAAUGCAGGAAAGUGUUGGGAAAAAAAGAAAUGCUAGUGUUCGUGCGCAAGAGGAGGAGCUUGAGGACAUAAGAGAACUGAAUGAGCGAGAGAAAAAUGUGUUGAAGGAGGAGAACAAAAAGCUUAAGGCGCAGAUGGAGAAGAUGCUCUCUGGAUCUGAUAAGUUGGCUGCCUCUAACAAGAAUUUGGAAGAAGAAAUUCACUCUUUGGAGGAAAAAAAGGAGGCUAUCGCCAAUUGGGAGGUUCAGGUCAACGACAUCUUGCAGUGGGUGAACGAUGAAAAGCAGUCUCGGGUCUAUCUCCAGGCUUUGUCAGUUAAGAUGACAGAAGAGUUGGAGAUUCUGAAAAACUCUGGGGCACAGACGCCAUCUGGCAAGGACAGCCAAUGGAAAGCCCGUAGGCUGCAGAAGUUGGAAGCGUCGGCGCGAUUAGAGUUGCAGUCUGCGCUAGAGGCAGAGAUAAGGGCCAAGCAGAGCCUUCAGGAGGAACUUAACAGAUUUAAGUCGGAAAGUCAUGACGCCGAGAGGAAAAUGCAGGAGGCUGAGGAGGAAAAUCGAAAGCUGCGAGCGGAGCUGGAGAAAUGUCACGAGGAAGCAAAAUCAAAAGCGUCAACUGAGACCAAGCCACAGAGAUCUCUGAUUCCUUUUCUCUCGUUCCGUUCUGAGAAAGAUUUGUCCAGUACAGAAAAUUCCGACCAUACACAGAGCAACGUGAUAUUAAGGCGUGGAGAAAGAACAGACUCUGUAAAAUAUAAAGCACACAGGAAGUCGGCAGGCGCUAUAGACACCAUAGAAGAAAAUGCAGAUAGGCCCAAGUUACACUUAUUUAAAGUGAAAACAUUUUCCUCACCAACAAAAUGUUUGCGUUGUACAUCUGUGAUGGUUGGACUGAUCCGCCAAGGAGUCUGUUGUGAAGUUUGUGGAUACAUGUGUCACCUGUCCUGCUCUGAGGGUGCCACUCUAUGUCCGUCCCCUCCUGGUCAAAUUAAAAAGAUGUUUGGCGUGGAUCCAGUGAAAGGCAGUGGCACAGCACUGGAAGGAUACUUAUCGGUCCCUAAACCAGCUGGGGUUAAGAAGGGAUGGCAGCGCGCUUAUGUCACUGUAAGUGAGUUCAGGAUCCUUGUGUAUGAUGCCAGUUCCCAAUGUAACACAACUAUCAUACAAGCCAUUGAUAUGAGGGAUGAGCAUUUCUCUGUCAGUCCGGUUUUUGCCUCUGAUGUCAUCCAUGCUAACCCCAAAGAUAUCCCAUGUAUAUUCCGGGUCACAUUUGCCCAGCUAUGGUCUCCACCAACCACAUCCUCUCAGCUGCUGUUGGCUGAGACUGGAGAAGAAAUGCAGAAGUGGGUGCAAGUCCUGACAGAACUUCAGGUUCUUCUCCGGGAGCAGAGACCAAUGGAUCGUUCCGUCUGUGUUUUAAAGGAAGCGUAUGACAGUGCCUUACCUCUCAUCCGCACAGUCCUUUGUGCCACCAUUAUAGAUCAGGAAAGUAUUGCGCUAGGUACGGAGGAAGGACUUUUCCUUUUGCAUGUGAAUAAAAAUGAGAUCACACAACUGGGUGACUGUAAGCGGGUUCUCUCCAUGCAAUCUGUCGCAGAGGCGCAGCAACUUGUGGUGCUUUGUGGGAAGAGCCACAGUCUUCGUCUGUUCCCCUGGGACCUUCUCCUGCUGCCAGACUCUGCUGGUAUAAAGAUUCCUGAGGCCCGCGGCUGCCAGGCUUUUACCUCUGGUCUGGUGUGUCAGGGCUCCUCUGCUGUGCUGUGUGCAGCCUCCAAACGACAGGUCAUCUGCUUCCAACUGACGAACCGCAAGGGCCUGCCUCGCCGUAUCAAAGAGUUCCAAGCCAUAGGAGUUGUGCAGUCUAUGGACAUUUUGGGAGAGAGACUGUGUGUGGGUUAUCCAUCCGGAUUUUCUUUGUACCCACUGCUCAACGAGGCUGCUCCACUUCACCUGCCACAUCCAGAUGAGCCCAGGCUGUCCUUCUUGACGCAAGCUACACCUGACGCCCUCUGUGCAGCGAAGAUUACGCUCAGCGAGUACCUUCUCUGCUUUUCUUCAUUUGGGGUCUAUGUGGAUGCUCAGGGGAAGAAAUCACGGCCGCAGGAAAUCAUGUGGCCUGCACCUCCAUUGCGUUGUUCGUAUACCUCUCCACACCUCACAGUUUUUAGUGAGAAUGCAGUGGACAUUUUUGAUGUCCGGAAAAGUGAGUGGAUCCAGACUGUCCCCCUCAAGAAGGUUCGACCACUUAAUGCAGAAGGUUCCCUCUGUGUUUAUGGAAGUGAGAAAGUCCGCUUAGUAUAUCUAAGGAACAAGCUGGCAGAUCAUGAUGAAUUUCAUGUUCCAGAGACCUCUGAAAACAGCGGACGACAACUGGUUAAAACAAAAAGCAAGAGACAUUUCUCCUUCCGAAUCUCUGAAGAAGAACGACAACAGCAGAGGAGAGUUAUGUUGAAAAACCCAGAAAUGAGGUCCAAACUGAUCUCUAAUCCAAAGAACUUUAACCAUUUGGUUCAUGUUGGUCCUGGAGAUGGGAAGCAUCAGCUGAAGGACCUACCGGUGGCUCAGGAAGAGAAAAGGAGAAGCAUUGGAGUAGAGGCGGCAGUUCCAGGAAGACCUUUAUCUUUCAGUAGUGACAAUUAUUUAGUAAAGAGAAGUUCUUGCAGCUCACAAUCUGAGGAUUCUCUGUGUUCUCCCACCAGUCUAAUUCCUUCGUCAGAUAUUCUAAAUGAGAUUUCAGGUCAAACCAGCUUUCUCAACCUCUCCAAGACUUCUUCAUAACCACGGAAUAUUGAGUAUUUAAUCUUCCACGCUACCAGCUGCCAUGUUUUGUAAACCCAAUGCAAUCACUGCCACAGGCCACGCCAAAUACAUGGGGAGUCUGGAUUUUCCCCCUAAUUAUGGGAUGUUUGAUUUCAUUGUGACCAACACGGUAUUGCAGGAUGGAGCGACCCUCCUUCAAUUUCAACUGGAAGUUUCCUUCCGACACACAAACUCAGAAUGGACCAACUGCUUGCAUUUACAAGAAGCCAUUUAAGCAUGAAAGUAUUAAGACAGGACAGUAGAUUAUGGACCAGGGUACAUCGUAUAAAGAUGAGCUAUCAUUUGUAGCAAAAUGUAUAUACAUUCUAGAAUUUUAUUCCCAAUUGAAGGCUGAAAAUAUAAAACCUACCAUCCCUCGUCCUUUACCUGUCAUCUAUAUAACAGCUUUAGAACUAUUUCUUUAAAGUCAGAUGUGAUACAAAAAAAAUGAUAGUUGCUAAGCAACCUCAAAAGAUUUUAUGUGCACAAAUCUGUGUAUAAAACAGUCUUUACAAAAUGCAAUAUGUAUAUCUAAAAGUACAAAAAAAAAUGUGCCUGAACUUUUUUAAAAAGGGAAAAAAAAAAAAAGUAUUUUGGACGUUUUGAAUUUUAUUGUAUAUGGAAAUACUGAGAGAGAAAAAAAAAAGAUAAUAUAGUAUGGUUUGAAAAAAUGUUUUAUUCAUCGGCUGUAAAUAUACAGCAGUGUAUGUAAGAUAAAAAUUUAUACAACAUAAAUAUUAUGAAACCUUU
Molecule: messenger RNA, 6688 nt
Organism: Bombina bombina (fire-bellied toad)
Lineage: Eukaryota; Metazoa; Chordata; Amphibia; Anura; Bombinatoridae
Product: serine/threonine-protein kinase MRCK alpha
Exons: 37
Coding region: 1025-5917 (1630 amino acids)
Biological process (GO): actomyosin structure organization; peptidyl-threonine phosphorylation
Cellular component (GO): cytoskeleton; actomyosin; cytoplasm
Molecular function (GO): ATP binding; protein serine/threonine kinase activity
Source: RefSeq, a predicted model, not a curated record